Molecule: messenger RNA, 1538 nt
Organism: Lethenteron reissneri (Far Eastern brook lamprey)
Lineage: Eukaryota; Metazoa; Chordata; Hyperoartia; Petromyzontiformes; Petromyzontidae
Product: bromodomain-containing protein 7-like
Source: RefSeq, a predicted model, not a curated record
UCGCUGAGUGUUAUUGCCAAACAAUGCCGCGGGUGGGAUGAGAGAGGAGGAGGGCUCCUUCCCUCAAGGCCCACGCGGCUCCCCUCCGUCUCGAUAGUCUCCCGACGCGCCUGAGAAAACCUUUGCCCCGUUCACCGGAGCCCGAAGGCAAUUCGGAGCGGGGUUUUCGAGCGGUAGGAGAUGUGAAUUUUAAUGGCAGUGAGUGCGGUGGUGGUGGUGGUGGCGGUGGUGAUGAUGACAAUAAUAGCAGUAGCAGCAGCAGCAAAGCGAAGACAUUGACAAUAGCAGCAGCAGCAUCGGCAGUUAUGGGUAAAAAACACAAGAAACACAAAUCGGAGAGACGCGACUACAAAGCCGGUCUGUGUGAGGCCGCAGAGCGGACGGACAAACCGCUCCGCCUCGUGCUCAAGGUGGUGGGCGCCACGGUGGCAUCUCUGACCACCAGCUCGCCGGCCGCACCCGCCACUGCCUCCACCACCGUCGCCGCCACCACAACCACAACAGCCUCGAGCGUGACCACCGCUGCGACCACCGACGCCGCCAACACAACCGCCACCGCCGCCAGGACGCACGAGCCCCCAGUCUCCGCCGCCGCCGCCGCCGUCGUAACCGUCACAGCCGUCGCCAAGACCGGGCCCUCGCCUUCGCUUGGCUCGACUGACGGGCCGCAACCGGAGCCGGACGCCGAGCCGGAUCGGAACGCAGACUCGGAGCGGCACCGCGAGCGCCGGAAAAAAAAGAAGAAGAAAUCGGAGAAGGAGAGGGAGCGCCGGCCCGGUGAUGAGGAGCGCCGGCGCAGGAAGGUGGAGAAGAAGAAGCAUCGCGAGAAGGAGCAGAACGGCAGCGACGCGGACGAGGAGUUCUCUCCACCCAAGAAGGUGGAGGUGAAGGCUCCGCCGGUGCCGGAGCGACCCCUGCGAGCCUGCCGCAACAAGGACCAAGGCACCGCCGCGUCCACCCGCUCGCCCACUCGCCCACUCGCUCACUCGCUCACCCGCCACCGUGACGCCCAUCAUUUUAAAACAUCGAUUGCGGAUUAUCGCGGCUUUGAUUACUCGAUUAUCAACUUGAAUGCUCUACGAGUCGGACAAGGGGGCCACAGCCGGGAUGUCCGAUGAUUAUUGAAGCGAUUAGCCCGAUUAUCGGUUUGAUUAGCCCACUGUCGGUUUGAUUACUCGGUAAAACCGAUUAUCAGUUCAAUCACUCAAUAACACGAAAAUAGUCGUAAAAAAUAGCCUCACCUCACCUCUUAAGAAAGUGACUGUUUUCUCAGUUAACCUGAUGCACCGGACUUAACCUCAAGUACUAGAGUCUUAACAGUGAGGGGAUAUUAUUCUUUCGUGUCAAAAUUAUUGCCAUUUUUUUUUUGGGUUGUGAUUUAUUUUUUUGUUUUGCGUUGCGGUUGUCGAUUAGAGAUCACUUUCAUAUUUACUAUCAUUGAAUAUUUUAAGGACAACUUCGGAACUUUUUCUGGCGGGAGACUUCCUGAGCGUUUCCAUAGUGUGCUCGUGUGGUGCGAUACCACGUGGACGCCACUU